Bicyclus anynana (squinting bush brown) is the source of this 735-nucleotide messenger RNA. RefSeq names its product 39S ribosomal protein L13, mitochondrial (gene mRpL13). Bases 114 to 650 code for a protein of 178 amino acids. Gene Ontology annotation, biological process: negative regulation of translation; translation. Gene Ontology annotation, molecular function: mRNA binding; structural constituent of ribosome. The transcript is spliced from 3 exons. The record is from RefSeq and is a predicted model, not a curated record. Gene Ontology annotation, cellular component: ribosome; mitochondrial large ribosomal subunit. Lineage: Eukaryota; Metazoa; Arthropoda; Insecta; Lepidoptera; Nymphalidae.
AAAAAAACCUAUUGUUAUGACAUCUGUGAUUUUGACGUAUAACCUCACUUUUAUUAUUCGUGUAUCAAUUAUUCAAAAAAUAGUUCCUGCUGUUUUUACCUCCUCAUUUUAAUAUGUCCGCAGCAAAGCGUGUCCAGCAAUGGGCAACGUUCGCGCGUACUUGGCACAUAUUUGACUGCAAGUGGCAGGAUCCGUAUCUAUCUGCGAAUGUUAUAAAAAAGUAUUUAAUGGGGAUGCACAAACCUAUAUACCACCCAAUGAAUGAUUGCGGCGACGUGGUGGUUUGCAUCAACAGUAGAGAUAUAGCUCUCCGUGGUGAUGAUUGGCGUCAGCGCGCUUACUUCCAUCACACUGGGUACCCUGGCGGUGCAUCCUGGACCUUAGCUUGGGAGGUUCACAACAAAGAUCCAACUAUGAUAAUUAAGAAGGCAGUGUACAGAUCAAUGAAAGGUAAUCUACAAAGACGUCACACUAUGCAGAGGAUGUUAAUUUAUCCAGGAGAAGAGGUCCCAGAAGAUAUUAUGCAGAAUGUUACAAAUCAAAUACGACAACUGCGUCCAGUACCCACUAGGCUUGACCAUAUUCCUGAAGAUGAAGUCAAAAAGUACCCUAAAGUUAUGGAAUACCCAGAAGAUUAUGUGCUUAAAUGAAUUAUUGUUUUCAAAAUUAGAGUUAAGUUAGUAUGUACAAUACAGUAAUAGAAGAUUUUAUGAAUAAAUUAGCUUUAAAUUAUAA